AAAACUCACAACUUACUGAGCAAAGCAGACAGAGGACAUCACAGAAGACGAAAACUUUCUGAAAACACAAGUCCAUAUCGAACCAUGAGGCUCUACAUUCUUUAUGGUGUUCUGGUUUUGGCUGUGCUUCACUACAGCCCAAGUGUUGAUGCUACUAAAGUAAAAUUCGGCCCCCUCUGCAGUGGCAACCCAAAUAACAAUAUAAGAGGAUGUGACGCUAAAGGCUGUGGAAAAUUUGGAGCCACCAGGAAGGGCAAAAAUGGUGUCAUUCGAAAACACAAGGGUCUUGACAUUGUUUGUAAUGAUGGAUCUACCAUUUAUGCACCAUUUGACGUGACGUUAAAUGGCAAGGCUUCCCCAUACGGAAACAAUAAUGCUAUUGAUAAUGGCAUAAAACUGAAUGGACAAGGACUUUGCUUCAAGCUCUUCUAUGUUAAGCCGGACAAGUACUCUGGGAGUCUGAAGAAAGGCGAGAAGAUCGGAACUCUCCUUCCAAUGCAGAAAGUUUAUCCUGGAAUCACUUCCCAUGUUCAUGUGCAGAUGUGUAACGAAUCAGAUCCCACCAAAUACUUCUAAUACUUUUUCUAGCCACCUGUUAUCCUUACAUCGUUCAGUCUGCGGUUUUCAAUUGAAAUCAUGCUUAAAAAAACCCAUUAAUAAACAUUAAACAUUUCUUCUGCUAA
This is a messenger RNA of Triplophysa dalaica, 683 nucleotides long. Its product is annotated as leukocyte cell-derived chemotaxin-2-like. The record is from RefSeq and is a predicted model, not a curated record. NCBI's taxonomy places the organism in Eukaryota, Metazoa, Chordata, Actinopteri, Cypriniformes, Nemacheilidae. The coding region runs from base 85 to 576 and encodes 163 amino acids. The transcript is spliced from 5 exons.